Messenger RNA from Archocentrus centrarchus (flier cichlid), 2858 nucleotides. RefSeq lists its product as uncharacterized. The record is from RefSeq and is a predicted model, not a curated record. The transcript has 7 exons. Bases 115 to 2394 code for a protein of 759 amino acids. Lineage: Eukaryota; Metazoa; Chordata; Actinopteri; Cichliformes; Cichlidae.
UGCCCAUGAACGAUGGGAGCGCGCUCCCGAUACUUCAGGUGAAUGAGAGGGAAGCAGAGGAGCGGGACACACAGGUCACUGUGCGCGGCGUUAAAAAGAAACAAUUAGGAGAAAAUGAGCUACGUUACGUCGCUCGGGGUGCAUGUUUUCAUGACAGCAUAUCUACUCUUCGUGAUGGGAUGCGUUGCACAGAAAGUGUACUUUGACUGUGGUGCCAAGGUGGGUGUGGUGGAUGUCCAAGGCCUAAUUCUGUCUCCUGGCUUUCCAUACAACUACUCCUCUGGGACACACUGUGUCUGGCAGUUUGUUGUGCCUAUUGAUUACCAGCUUAUUCUGGAGAUAUUUGACUUUGAUGUUUUUGAAAGCCAUGACUCCGAAUCAAAGUUGUCCACUAUCCCUAAAUUUGAAGAAGAGGAGGCAGAGGACGGGGUGACUCUUGGUCCUGGCACCUUAGAUGAAACCUCAUCAGUGGCUAAAGUCCCUAUGGUUCAGAGUGUAGGGGAUACCUCAAAGACUCAACAAUCCUCCCAAGAUGGUGAGGUGAAGCAGAUAGUAGUCCAAGUACAGUCCACAAAAAUGGAGAUUGCUGAAGUCUCAAAUUCUGCCAAAAGAUCUGCAGAUGCUGCCUCUAGCCUAUCUUUGCCAUCUCCUUCCACUCUCCUCCUCUUACCUGAGGCUGUACCUCCUGGAGACAAGGCCAUCAACUCUGCCUCCUCAUUUCACCUAAGGGGAGAUGCCAACCCUAGUACUAACCCAGGCAUAGUUGUGGAUGAGACCACCAUUGCUUCGCCACACUCCACCAACACUCUUGCUGUAAGCCCUGAAACCCAGCAGUCUGUGCUUGACGCCUGCCCCCACGAUGUCCUCUACAUCUCAGACCUCAUCACCUUCUCCUCUAGGUUCUGUGGGUCCAACCGACCUCCCAGUAGCCAGCUGGUGUUUGGCUCAAGCCAGGAGAUGGUGGAGGUCAUCAUGGAACUCAUCACUACCACUCAUUGGGGUCGUGGUUUCGCUCUUCUCUUCCACUACCAGAAUCUGACCGAGCCAGAGGGGGAGCUACGUGCCACUGCUUCCACAGCCAGCAAAAUAGACACUCUGCUGGCUGCUGUGAGUGGAGCUGCUUUCUUCGCUGUGAUACUUACAAGUGCCCACUGCAUCAUAUUCAGACCCAAACUGUGUCCAAAAAGAGCCAGCUCCUGCGCAUCCAGCAAUUCCGAGGUACCAGAGGGAGUCCAGAACACCGUGGCUGAGGUCAGUGAGCUGCAGCUGAUUGCUGAGAAUCAGGCCAACCUGGAGACGACCACAGAGCAGGAAAACAACAACCUGCCACACACAGUCACUGCUAGUGGUGAUCUAUCUCAGAAUGCGGAUGUGGACAUUUCCUGCAGCGGUUUGACUGAGCUCGACCUCGGUGCCGAUGAGGUUUUCAUUGUAUCCUCAGGCCCUAGCCCGAGUGACCUGCCCCCUUCACCUCACACGCGGGAGAGGUUUCUGCGACACAGUGACACUGGUCCUGGUCCUGCAGGUGACUGGCCCACACCACUAAACUCCACCUCCUCACCUGGAUCCAGAUCCGUCAAGGACGGCAACAGCAGCUGUGCCAGACCGAGAGCGUGGAGCGUCCGCACCUUCCAGGACUUCCUCCCUCCAUUGCCGCAGCUUCAUAAGAAGUGGUGCAGCUGGAACUCCACCAGUCCCUUCACCAAGCUGGUGGACAGUCCUCCAUCCAGUUUGGUUGCUAACUGCAGAGGUGGUGACAACAGGAAGGGUUUCUCCGACGUUCACCUGGAAACCAAGGCAGAUACCAGCACUGCCUCCGAGUCAUCCAUCAGCAAUGCCUCCUACCCCCUCACGCAGCCCGCCCAAAGACAGCGGCGUCUCAACUCAACCAGCAACCUGCGACGUUCUCGGUUUACGGGGCCAUGUUUUGGCCUUCUCUCAGCGACGGCAGACCCAGCGAAGGCCCUGGGCUCUUCCUCAGACCCCAUCACUGGAUCUUCUUCCUCCCCUCAGUGUCAAAUUGAGAGUGGACAUGCUGGAAAGCUUUGUGAUUUCCCAGGUGAGGGUGAUCACAUCAGCGUGCCCGUGUUUGCCAUCUCUGAGGAGGAGGACCGGCAGCCUCUGGUCCCAGCUGAGCACCUGGAUCAGACCUCUGCAUCUGCUUUGCUCAACGGGCUGAUGAGGGGGACAUAUGAGGGCAAGGUGCCUGCUGUAGGAAGCACCAGCCUGAGCUCCCAGAGGCCCAGACCAGAGUGGAGGCUUUGGGGAAGCCAGGUGUCAGGAGGGGUUGGUUCACUCUCUUCCAGUGUGCUCACCGAGUCAAACACAGUCAAUGGCAACCAGCCAUCUCUCGGUCUGUCCACAGGGCUGUGCAGUGUGACCAACCAGAUAUGACAAGAUGGUGAUGAACAGGGACACUGGUGGGCCUGUCAUGUAUUUCUGAACUCUUAGUGUCACUGUGAUAUUUCUGAUUUACUCCUUUAAUUUCCAAAAUCAACUCUUACGUCUCCUGUAGCUUCCUGUUGGCAUAUAUUUUCACUGUAGUUUUUCUAUUUUUUAUAAAGUUUGUUUCAUGCUUUUCAGUGCAUUAUAACACCAAUCAUUCUUCCUGUGCCAGCUUUCUUUUCCUUUCCUUAAUGUGCUUCUUCAUGUGGACAUUUCUUUAGUACGUCAUAGUAAAUACUUAUACAGUGGCAUGUUACCUAAAAGUGUUCUGCUCAGCAUAGAUCAUACAUUUUAUAUCAAUGCUGCAACAGUUCAGGCACACAGUGUGUACUCCUAAGGCUAAUGCCGGAUUAUAAAAGGGAAAUCAAAAUAAAAGCAUAUUAAGUACCAAUAUACACCACUACAUAGCAUAA